AUUGGUAUUCUUUCUGUGUUGAUUUUGUUUGUAGGAGAAAAGUGAGAAGAUUUCUGUACUUCAUUUUUUUACUUAUUUCAAAAAACUACAAAUUCAUCAGCACCAGCUCUCUCACUCAAACUUCAUCCAAUCCUCCCAACUCAAACGCAUACACAAAUUCUCUUUCUCCCAAGUGGAACAACAAAAAAAAAUACUUUUUACUAUCAACCUUGCUGUUCAACAGGACUUUCCACCAACAACCGCUGUUUUUGAAAUUUUAACGGAGGAUAACGUCGACGGUUGACGAGAUUUAUAUUGGAUUUGUUAUUUUAAGAAAGGAUACGAGAUGAGAGUGUUUGUUGCUGCGGAAGAUUCUGGGAGUCUUAAAGACAUUUCGUUCUCGUUUGGAACAAAUACGAGCGUGAAGGGAUCGCGGGCUCCGAAUAUCACUACAUUUGCGUCCGAGGGUCGAUCUGCUUUUGUGCAGCGUAUGACGUUGGUCAAGCUCAGUGAUGGCAAACAAGGCAUCUGUGUUGCGCGAAAAGGCGGAAUCGUUCAGUUAUACGACAUAGACCCGCCGUACGCGCUUCUGAACGAGUGGAAAGGCCAGACUUUACACGGAGACUCGUUCGUCGGACUCGAGCAUGUGAAUGGGAUUCUUUCGAGCGUGACGUCGUCGGGCAAGCUUGUGAUGCGCGAUUUGCAGUCCGCUGCGACGGCGGCGUUGGAGUAUUACGCGUUUAUUGGUGAUCCUGUGAAUGCUUAUCGUGUGCACCCCAACCGACCCAACAUCAUCGCCUACGCAGGAAAAGAGCGCGAACUUGAAAUCAGCCAGAUCACAAACGUCCAGACCGCCGAGGACGCGGGCGAUUCGUCGUCGUCGUCGUCAUCGAAAUGGUGUGUCGCACCCCCGCAGUAUGGCCCGUACAACGCGCACGAGCUGGCGCUGCAUAAACUGUGGCGCGCAAAGAACGUGAAGAACGACGAGCUUGAGCUGCGGGUGCCGGUGUGGAUCAGCGAUAUCAGGUUUCUGGACUGCGACCGCGCGGUGGACGCGCAGAGCUUGAAUGAUUUCCGAGUAGCGGUGACGACGCGGUUCGGACACAUCCGGCUGUACGAGACUUCAAAGUCGCGGCGGCCGCUGGUGAACGUCGAGGUGGGCGAGCAUCCGCUUGUGGCGCUUGCGCCGACGGCGAAGGAGAACGAGGUUGUCUUUUGCGACACGCAUGCGGUCACCGCCAAGUUCGACGUCACGACCGGGCGCAAGAAUAGCCAUUUUUCGGGGUCGACGGGGUCGACGCUUUGUCUGGAUACGUUGCUGCCGAGUAAGAUUAAAGAGGAGGAAGAAGAGGAGGGUGAUGGUGCCGCGCCGUCGACUUCUGCGGAUGUUGGUUUGCUGGCGACAGGAGGUCUGGAUAGGUAUCUACACGUGUACAACCUCGAGACGAGACAGUUAGUAGGCAAAGUCUACGUCGGCACAAAGUUGUCUGCGAUCAGUAUCGUUGACGGACAGAGCACGGACGGCACGGUGUCUGAGCGGGAGAGCGAGUACGAGGACGAAGACGGGAAGAAGAUGAAAGUGAAGGACGAAGAGGACGCGGCGGGCGGGAAGCGGUUCAAGAAACGGAAAACCGGCGGCGAGGAAGGCGAGGAUAAUGGGUCGGUGAGCGAUCCUGGAAGUACGGCGUCGUCAGCGAACGCGAAGCAUGUUCGGUUUGAGAACGGGAGCGAGGAGGAGGAUGACGAGGAGGAGGACGAGGAGGCGGUGUGGCGGAUGCUGGGCGAGGAUGGUGAUUUGGAGACGAUUGAGAUCAAAGCCGAUGAUGAUGACGUCGAGGAUGAUGAGGAAGAGGAAGAGAGAGGAGCGAGCAGUGAAAGCGCUGCUCGAGGAAGCCAGAGUGCAGGUGGAUCAAGUCGGUCGAGGAGUGGACGGAGAUCAAGGACGGCUUCGAGACGGAGGUAGAUUUACUGCCACGUCGAGGUGAAUAUAUUCUCUAUAGUUUAUCUACGUAAG
Messenger RNA from Myxozyma melibiosi, 1993 nucleotides. RefSeq lists its product as uncharacterized. Gene Ontology annotation, biological process: ribosomal large subunit biogenesis. Gene Ontology annotation, molecular function: protein binding. Lineage: Eukaryota; Fungi; Ascomycota; Lipomycetes; Lipomycetales; Lipomycetaceae. The transcript is spliced from 4 exons. Gene Ontology annotation, cellular component: preribosome, large subunit precursor; nucleolus. Bases 326 to 1942 code for a protein of 538 amino acids. The record is from RefSeq and is a predicted model, not a curated record.